Durio zibethinus is the source of this 2213-nucleotide messenger RNA. NCBI's taxonomy places the organism in Eukaryota, Viridiplantae, Streptophyta, Magnoliopsida, Malvales, Malvaceae. The record is from RefSeq and is a predicted model, not a curated record.
CAAAGGAACCAAAAAGACACCAACAAAGCAUAUAGGAAAAGGAAAGCUCAUUUUGAAGCAAAGGAUAAAAAAAGGUCCUCACCCACAAAGGCGCAAAGGCGUGGCAGAAAAUAACCUACCCCAAGAGAUUUGAGUGAUCCUUCAUAAACAAGUCCAAUCCUUUUGGCUUUGCCUUCUCUUUCUUUUAUCAAUUGCCACCACCCUCCACCACCUCAAAGAGAUAAUAAAGAAGAAGAAUUGAGAGAGCUCUGAAAAGUCCAUCUAUGUAACAUAUCAAAAGAAGGCAGAGUUAAGAAAGGGCAGAGGGGGAGGAAGGAAAAGAUCGAGGAAUGUGUGGAAAAAAAGAAGAAGAUCAAGGAGAGUGUUCUCAAGCUAUCCAUAACAUACAAGGUUACCAAGAACAGUUACUUAUUCAACAACACCAACAGAUGCAACAGAACAAUGAUUUAUUUGGAGAAACUAGGGGAGGGUUGAUAUUCCCUGAAGUAUCACCUAUCCUACCAUGGUCUCUCCCUCCGGUUCACACUUUCAAUCCAGCCCACUUCACUGGAAACCCUGUUCGAGACCAUGACCCUUUUCUAGUCCCUCCUCCGCCAUCAUCAUAUGGGGGUUUAUUCAAUAGAAGAGCUCCUUCCCUACAGUAUGCAUAUGAUGGCCCAUCGGCUGAUCAGCUAAGGAUCUUGUCUGACACUCUCGGACCGGUGGUUCAACCUGGCUCAGCUCCUUUCGGGCUACAAGCUGAAUUGGGUAAGAUGACCGCUCAAGAAAUCAUGGAUGCUAAAGCUCUCGCUGCUUCUAAAAGUCACAGUGAAGCUGAAAGGAGAAGAAGAGAACGAAUCAACAACCAUCUCGCCAAGCUACGCAGCUUACUCCCAAGCACCACGAAGACGGACAAGGCUUCACUGCUUGCGGAAGUAAUCCAACAUGUGAAGGAGCUAAAGCGGCAAACUUCUUUGAUAGAAGAAACGAGUCCUGUACCCACCGAAAUCGAUGAACUAACGGUGGACACAUCGGAUGAAGAUGGUAAGUUUGUGAUCAAAGCUUCAAUUUGCUGUGAAGAUAGGUCCGAUCUUUUGCCUGACCUAAUAAAGACAUUGAAAGCAUUACGUCUAAAAACACUAAAAGCUGAGAUCACAACGCUUGGUGGGCGUGUAAAAAAUGUUCUGUUCAUUACCGGAGAGGAAGACUCAAGUAGUAGUGGUGAUCAGCAACAACAGCAGGAGCAAUAUUGUAUUAGUUCAAUACAAGAAGCAUUGAAAGCAGUGAUGGAGAAGACUUCUGCGGAUGAGUCUUCUUCAGGGAGUGUUAAGAGACAAAGAACCAACAUCAGUAUUCUUGAACACAGGUCUCUUUAACUUACAAAAGGCCUUUAAGUACUUUUUUUCUGGUAUUGAUGAUGAGGGUGUUCAUUUUUCUUUCCUUUUUUUUUUCUGAGUGUGUUUUAAUUUGUGUAUUUCUACCAGUACUGGACAAAAUAGGUAUUGAUGGUGUGGACUGUGUACUUAAAAAAUGGGUUCAAUUAAUUAAAGAAUAUCAGGGAAGAAAUCAAAUAGAGAAAGAGAGAGGGGAGCUGGGAAUGGGGCAUGGCGAUGGCAUGAUGUAUGAUCAUUGAUCAGCUUGUUGGUUUUGGUUUGGUGAAGCUGAUUGCAGAGAAGUGAUGAGAAAGAGUAGGAGAGAGGGCCGGGAUUGUUUCAAUUUAGUACCAGUAAAAGUAAGAAAAUAGGCAAAAAAACAAUGGAGGAUCUUUUUCGUGGGAAGAGAAACCUUAUAUCAAAACCCAAGAUAGAAAACGUGAAGUUGAUUGCUCUGAUCAGUGGAACCAGUUUGGACUCGGGACAAAAAACACAAACUCUCUGGGAUUUUCUUUUGUUUGUUUUCUAGCAAUAGUAGUGCUGUUUAAGCCUUUCUCUCCUCAGUUUGAUGGAAUUUAUGAUCAUAUCAAAUGCAUUAAUUAAGAAUGGUGACGACAUACUUGUUCGUUUUCUUCUUGUUGUUGUCGUGAUGUUACACUACCAUCACCAACGUUGUAAUCUCAGGCUUCUGAUUAGUUUCUCCCUUCCCUUCCCUUCCCUUCCCUUCCCUUGUUUGUUUCUUUUGUUUUUCAUUUAUAUUUAAAAAAAUGAGUGGAGUAAAGGAGAGACUAGAAAGAAAACCCUAAGGAGGCUGGCAUGUUCUAGCACGAGAGAAAGAGAGAAACAGGUUGUUUUUGUUUC